Drosophila subobscura is the source of this 2000-nucleotide messenger RNA. It is a transcript of the gene SmydA-4, whose product is annotated as SET domain-containing protein SmydA-8. The coding region runs from base 343 to 1959 and encodes 538 amino acids. Gene Ontology annotation, molecular function: protein binding. Lineage: Eukaryota; Metazoa; Arthropoda; Insecta; Diptera; Drosophilidae. The record is from RefSeq and is a predicted model, not a curated record. The transcript has 5 exons.
UCCCAGAGCUCGACGACAUCUCGACAGUUGCAAUUUGGGCGUUGCGGUUGGAACAACGCGUUGCCAGAACUGGCAGAACAUUUGUUUUCCUCAUUCCGUAUUUCCCACUCGCUGUCAUAUCGGCAUACGGCAUUCUUACAUUCUUACGUGCUUGCAUAUGUACUUUGUGCGGCUAACAGGCGUAAUUAAUUGACAAGUUGCUGGACAUAUGUACAUGCAUAUAUAUCAAGUGCGGGCCGGCCUCUGAGUUCUCCGUGUUCGCAGCUCAAAAAUUAUCACUUAAAAUCAAUUAGGAGCCGGAGUGAACACACAACCAAAUCAAAUUUAAUCACAAAUAAAGCGAUGCCAGGAAGGAAAAAACAGCUCCACCACAAAAGCAACAAAGCCAGGCACCAGCCUCACCAGAGAGCGGAGAGGAACGGCAACGGACAGCAGAGCCAGUCGGAGAAGGAGUCUGAGAAUGGCCCCACCGCAGAGCCUGUCCCCGGCCCCUUCCGCAUUGCACAGUCCGAGGUGUAUGGCCGCUAUCUGGUGGCUAACCGGCAGCUUGAGGCGGGCGAGCUGCUUAUCACGGAGGAGCCACUGGUCAUCGGUCCGUGCGUGAGUGGGGACGCCGUGUGCCUGGGUUGCUACCAGCCGGUGGGGCUCGGGAGGGACCAGUACCGGUGCCCUGGGUGCGGGUGGCCGCUGUGUGAGGCCAGUUGCCCGGGCCUGGGCCGACGCGUCGGCCACACCACCGAGGAGUGCGCUCUGUACGGGGAGCGGAGACCGGCCGUCGCGGAGUUGCUCAGCGAUCGCACGAGCCCGUCGAGUGUGAGGGACCUGUACGAGUUGGUAAUGAUCGUGCGGAUACUGCUGAUGCGCACACAUGCUCCGGAGCAGUUCGCUCUGAUUGCCCGCAUGGAGUCGCACACGGAGGAGCGGCGCAAGAACGCUGCGCUCUGGUCACACUACGAGCAGAAGGUGGUAGGACGUCUGCGCGACGAGUGGAAGCUAGGGGAUCUGGCGUUGGAGGAGGGGGCUCGGACGGUGCACGAGAUCUGCGGCAUCCUCGACGUCAACUGCUUCGAGAUCGGCCAGAAGGGGGCCAAGGCGCGGACACUAUAUCCUAGCGCCUUCCUGCUCGCGCACGACUGCAGCCCGAACACCGCACACACGGACGACCCCCGGUCCUUCGCCAUCCUGUUGCGCACCUCUCGGCGCGUUAGCGAGCAUGAGGCCUUGACGCUCAGCUAUGCGUACACGCUGCAGGGAACCCUCAAGCGGCGCUCGUUUAUGUACGAGGGCAAGCUGUUCUGGUGCCGCUGCCGACGCUGCGCCGACCCGCAGGAACUUGGAAGUGACUGCAGUGCGAUCGUUUGCCCCGCCUGCCAGCAGGGCACGGUCCGGGCGGUCGCGCCCCUGGAGCAGACUGCCGACUGGGCCUGCGAUCGCUGCGACCACCAAACGAAGGUCCUCGACCUGGAGCGUCAAAUGGACCACAUCAACAACGAUCUGGAGGCCAUCGACGUUCACGACAUACCCGGACUGGAGAACUUCCUCGUACGCUACCGGAAAACUCUGCGCCCCAACCACUACCUUCUGCUUUCGGCCAAGUACUCUCUGUGCCAGAUCUACGGUCGCAUUAAGGGCUACCUUCUGUCCGAAAUGUCGCCCCAGGACAUAGCCCGCAAGGAGCGCUACUGCCGGGAGUUCCUGGCCAUAAUCGACUUGCUGGAGCCAGGCCUGACCCGCCUUAGAGGACUCAUCAUGUACGAGCUACACGCCCCGGUAAUGGUAUUGGCGCAGAUGGGCCUGCAGAGUGGCGAGAUCUCGCGGCAGGACUUCCAACGCCGGGUCAAGGAGGUAGCCAAGCUGCUGCAGAACAGCCGCGACAUCCUGCUAUUGGAACCGGAGGGGUCCAGCGAGCACGAAAUGGGCAUGGCUGCUGCCGAUGCAGUCACCAAAAUGGGCCUCUAAACAACUAUUCUAAGCAGUAAUAAACGUUGUAUAAACCCUCU